This is a messenger RNA of Annulohypoxylon maeteangense, 1536 nucleotides long. RefSeq names its product glycoside hydrolase family 5 protein. The transcript has 3 exons. NCBI's taxonomy places the organism in Eukaryota, Fungi, Ascomycota, Sordariomycetes, Xylariales, Hypoxylaceae. The coding region runs from base 255 to 1379 and encodes 374 amino acids. The record is from RefSeq and is a predicted model, not a curated record. Gene Ontology annotation, molecular function: hydrolase activity, hydrolyzing O-glycosyl compounds.
UAGCGACUCUAACGUUAAAAUUAAAACAGCUACUCUCUGGAUGUAUGGAUGGAGCACUACGAUCCGCCCUAUGAGGAGGUGCUAAGAGAGACAUUACUCGUGAUAGUGCUGCCCGACUAGGAGGGCUACGUCUAAGCAUGGCGAUCUUACAACCAUACAAAUACGAAGCUCCCGUCGUCUAGUUCUUUAUGCUCUCUCUCUAAGACUAAGUUGUCUUCGACUUUAUUCAGUGGGUCGACUCAUCAACAAUCAAAAUGAGGUAUCUUGGGACAACACUUCUCUCGCUCGUCGGCGCUGUCUCAGCUGCAGCUAUCAGCGCGUCGAAUGUAGCUACUAUCUCUUCCCCUGCCGCCGCAGACUACCCGAAGACAGACGGCCUACUUUUCAAUAUCGACGGAGAGACUAAGUACUUUGCGGGCACGAACAGCUACUGGAUCAGCUUCCUAACGAACAACGCGGACGUGGACAAGACGCUCGAUGCGCUCAAUAAAGCAGGACAUAAGAUCUUACGUGUCUGGGGUUUCAAUGAUGUGACUUCCCAGCCCGGUGGUGGAACCGUGUACUUCCAGCACCUAUCCCGUAGUGGCUCGACGAUCAACACAGGGGCCAAUGGGUUGCAGAGAUUAGAUUACGUGGUCCAGUCUGCAGAGAAAAGGGGUAUCAAGCUGAUUAUCAACUUUGUGAACAAUUGGGGCGAUUACGGGGGCAUGCCGGCUUACGUAACCGCCUUCGGAGGUAGCCAGACGACCUGGUACACCAACACAGCCGCGCAGACCCAAUACAAAGCGUAUAUAAAGGCCGUGGUAUCGCGAUACGCCAACUCGUCCGCGAUCUUCGCAUGGGAGCUCGCCAACGAGCCGCGCUGCAACGGCUGCCAAACCAGCGUCCUGACGAACUGGGCGUCGACCACCUCGGCCUACGUCAAGAGCCUAGACCCGAACCACAUGGUGACGCUUGGGGACGAGGGGUUUGGUUUAGCCGGCGAUGGAAGCUACCCUUACCAGUUUGGAGAGGGGCUUGAUUUUGCAGCGAAUCUGAAGAUUGCGACGUUGGAUUUUGGCACGUUCCAUCUGUACCCGAGUACUUGGGGCACGCAGUACGAAUGGGGCAACGGCUGGAUCGAGGCUCAUGGUAAGGCGUGCGAAGCCGCGGGAAAGCCGUGCAUCUUUGAAGAAUACGGCUCUACGACUGAUCACUGCGGCAUCGAGGGAAAAUGGCAAAAAACGGCCCUCGCAAGUAAAGGGUUGGCGGCGGAUUUGUUUUGGCAGUUGGGUAUGACGCUUAGCACGGGGCAGACUCAUAACGAUGGGUUUACUAUCUACGAUGGCUCGUCAGAGUGGACCUGUUUGGUUACGAAUCAUGUUUCUGCUAUCAAAUAAGUAGGGGUACAUGUCACUACGUAAAGUUCUUCGAUAUUGCCCAGAAGUCCUGGAAUAAUGAGAACGAAGAUUCCUUCCGAAAUAUCAUCCCCUGCUGGGCUUGGCAACCUACUUCUUAAAGCGCUACCGAGAUGACUUCUCAGCUCCAGCCUUGAGG